This is a messenger RNA of Rosa chinensis, 1945 nucleotides long. RefSeq names its product protein NEN3. Gene Ontology annotation, molecular function: nucleic acid binding; 3'-5' exonuclease activity. The transcript is spliced from 6 exons. The record is from RefSeq and is a predicted model, not a curated record. The coding region runs from base 29 to 1258 and encodes 409 amino acids. NCBI's taxonomy places the organism in Eukaryota, Viridiplantae, Streptophyta, Magnoliopsida, Rosales, Rosaceae.
UCGGACGGGCUCAAGCCCGUCCUAGUCUAUGAAUAGAUCCGCCCCUGCCGGUCAUAAUAUAUUGAGGUUUGAUUGUCCCCUGAUCCGGGAGGCUUUUGCAAAUGUUGGUCGACCUGCACCAGAACCCAAAGGUACAAUUGAUUCUUUGGAUUUGUUGACUCAGCGAUUUGGAAGGAGAGCUGGUAACAUGAAGAUGGCCACUCUUGCAAAUUAUUUUGGUCUUGGACAACAAACACACAGGAGUUUAGAUGAUGUUCGAAUGAAUCUUGAAGUACUCAAAUCUUGUGCUACAGUUUUAUUCCUGGAGUACAGCCUCCCGGACAUAUUAACAGAGAACAGCUGGGUUUCUCCAAAUGCUACAACAAGAAGUCGAAGUGUUGGAAAGUCAUCUCCUGAGGGGUCAAGCAUGAACAUAAAUAUUUCAAAUCAAACAGGGGACAAUCAUCCAAUAACAUCUCUUAGGACUGAGACCACACAAGAAGUCUCUAAUUUGCUUGAGACUGUCGAGUCCGGCACAAAUCGACCAGAUCUUUCUGACAUGGGCCCACUUAUCAAUGAAGCGAAGAAUGAGUUAGAUCAGCAAGACAUCAACAUGGUGGAAACACCUGCACAAGAGUUUCCCAACAGUUCUCUCAAUGCUUCUGUGACCAACAACUGUAAUGCCACCAUGGAUUUUUUACAGCUCAAUCAAGUUUUCAUUCCUUAUAUCAGUGCUUCGCUUGUUCCAUUGUAUCGUGGGAGUCGAAGGAUAAAGUUAUUACACAAAGAUGUCACUUUGCAGCUUUGCUGCAGUCCUAUGAAAUUGCGGUUUGGAAUCAAUAUGAAGUUUUUUGAUCAUGCUGGCCGACCACGACUGAAUAUUGUCUUGGAUGCACCACCAAAAUUAUGUGAAGUUCUUGAUGCAUGCGAUGGCCUUGCACAGAAGUUGUCUUUGGACUCUGGAAGUAGCUCUCAAUGGUGGCCUGUUGUGAUCCGCAAUGAGAGCUUCUACAACUACCCUACUGUGAGAUUGCACAUAGAAACUGCAGUAUACGGGGACAUUGCAAUCUACGCCACAGAGAUAUAUCAAAGGGACCCCUCUGGCACCGAGCAAAGGCUAGUCUUCUCUAAAUUUGAUGCUUCAGAACUUGGUGCCUUGUUCACCCGAGGGAUGUUUAUGGAUGUGUUCUUCUCUUUGGAUCCAUAUGACUAUCAGCAGAGUGCAGGCAUCAGUAAUUUCGGUUGGCUCAGCUGUGAAGGUUGUGGAUGUUCUCAAUGAAGAGUGGUCUUCAAUUGAUAUUAUACUUGCUGCAGUUGACCUCCCAAUAGAAUCAAGCAUUGAGAUGCUGAAGUGUAUCAUGCAAGAUAGAUAUUUCAAAUGUAUUCCAGUGAUCAGUAGGCAGCGUGCUACUUUUCUGUAUUAAGGAUGGAAUAUAUUCCAUCAGAACUCAGUUCCUCAUAUUUCAUUUAUGCAUUGCACAUAAUCACAUAUGGUGGAUAUGAUUGUAAACCACCGCGUCACACUUUACUUGUUCUUCUUGCAGUGCUGUCAACAAACCAUGAGUCCUCUUUUCUUCUCAAUUUCUUAAGAUUGGGGGCAACUGAUUACCUGGUCAAGCCAUUAUGCAUCGAUGAGAUCUGAACUUGUGGAUGCACUGCUGGAGGCAGCCUAAGGUAGGGUGUCUUUCACCAAAUUUGAUGUUCAUGGAUACAUAUGUAUGUAGCUUUUGCAGGGUGCAUCACAAUUUGUGACUAGUCAUAUUCCGGCAUCCUACCAGAGAUCAGAGUACUCUUGUUUCAGUUGUAAAAAGCUCUUUUACUUGAUCUAGCUACAAUACUUUGCAGAAUCUCAUCUUAUCUGCGUAACUGUAUGAUCCAGAUUGUGCUCAAAUCUUUGAAAUGUGACCAACUAAGCCUCCUGCUUUAUCCUACAGUACUCAGUUGCGUGUUUCAUUCUUUUCCUCUC